AUGAAGAAUAUUUUCACCAUACCCCAGCGCGUGACCCGCCACGGGAACCCUCGCCAUCAGUCAGGGGGAGCCAACCCAUUGCCCCCCCGCUUCCACCACCACCUCCUCCUCGACGUCUCCUCCCAUCGGUCGUCCGGAGGCGCCAGCAGCCGCGUCGGCGGCAGCCCAGACGGACCCCGGAAGCUCCGUCUUCCCCUGGAGACCGAAGGGAGUCCCGAGACGUGGGAGGUGGAGGAGGUGGAAGUGGUCGGGCAUGGGCUGGUUCUCCAAUACUGGCUGGUGGCGUUGGUGACCGUGGUGGUGAUCACCAAACUUAUUCGUGGCGAAUUAUAA
Fusarium graminearum PH-1 is the source of this 333-nucleotide messenger RNA. RefSeq lists its product as uncharacterized. The transcript is spliced from 3 exons. Lineage: Eukaryota; Fungi; Ascomycota; Sordariomycetes; Hypocreales; Nectriaceae. The coding region runs from base 1 to 333 and encodes 110 amino acids. The record is from RefSeq and is a predicted model, not a curated record.